AUGGACACUAUCGAAGGCGAAUUCACCACCAAGGAUGGCACAAAGCUAUAUACCAAAACAUGGAAGCCCCGGAAUGAUGCGGUGCAGGCUGUUUUGAUCUUCCUUCAUGGAUUCUCGGAUCACAUCAAUGCCUACUACGAUCUCUUCCCCACUCUGAGUUCAUCGCCAUUCAACAUUGCAGUCUACGGAUUUGAUCAACGGGGCUGGGGCCGCUCAUGUCAUAAGCCGGCAGACAAUGGUAACACUGGCCCAACCUCACUGGUCCUAGCCGAUAUACAUGACUUUGUUCUCCAUGUCGCAUCGCUGCCGGAGACCCAAGGCAAGCCAUUCUUCCUGAUGGGCCACAGCAUGGGUGGAGGCGAGGCUCUAUGCUACAUGCUUUCCACAUCCACCGACUUUUCCAAUCGACCUGCAUUCUCAGGCCUCAUCCUUGAGGCCCCUUACAUUGAACCCCAUCCCUCGAACCAACCAUCGUUCUUGAAAGUUCAAGCCGGAAAGCUGGCCGCCAUACUACUACCACAUACGCAGCUCAAACAGAAGCUGAGUGCAACUUACAUGUCCCGUUCGGCGAAGGUCUGCCAAGACUGGGUUGAUGAUCCGCUGUGCCAUAAUACCGGCACGUUGGAAGGAUUCAAGGGACUCCUGCAAAGAGAGGCAGAACUCUCACAUCUCUCUCAUGGCCGCACCGUACAUGGCUAUACGACCAAAGCCCCUUGUCCGAUGUGGUUCUCCUUUGGCACUGGUGACCGCAUCUUGUCGUAUAUCGCCGCGCAGCAACUCUUCAAUGUCCUGGAAGCUCCUGGCAAGGACAAAACCUUCAAGUCAUAUCUUGACGCGUAUCACAAGCUUCACGCUGAGCCUGACGGUGUGGGCGAGCAAUUUGCGAAAGAUGUGGGAGCAUGGAUCUUGGCACAUGUCAACAAACAGGCUGAAGUCGCGCAGGUUGGUCAAUCACAAUCCGAACAGACAGCAGACGGUGGCUCAUACAUAUGA
Messenger RNA from Fonsecaea erecta, 993 nucleotides. RefSeq lists its product as hypothetical. The record is from RefSeq and is a predicted model, not a curated record. NCBI's taxonomy places the organism in Eukaryota, Fungi, Ascomycota, Eurotiomycetes, Chaetothyriales, Herpotrichiellaceae. Gene Ontology annotation, cellular component: membrane. Gene Ontology annotation, molecular function: lipase activity. The coding region runs from base 1 to 993 and encodes 330 amino acids. The transcript is spliced from 3 exons.